UCGUAGGUAUAUCUUGAACCUUCCUCCCAACUUCUUCUCCUUCUCCGUCUUCAGUUCAUUUCAUCUUGUCUCGUUGUCGUUCACAAGGCUUCUCAUCAUGGAUUUCCGGAGACUCUCCAAAUUGCAGCCACAACAGGCGACCAACGCUUCGGAUCCUUUGAGCCUCACCGAGCUGCCGUCAAACAUCCUAGAUGCCUUGCUUCCCGGCUACAGUCUAAUCUCCAAAUACGCCCUGAGCGCACUCGGUCUGGACAUUUCCUUGUUCGUCUCCGUCGCCGUCAUCGCCCUGGCUAGCUUGAAAGGUGGGCAAUACCUUUACAACAAAGCAACAUCGGCGUUUCGUUACUUCCUCGUGUCGUCCGUCUACAUCGACGAGCACGACGAUCUGUUCGACAUGUUGAUGGACUGGCUCGCCACGACACACACGUCGUCUUCGCGCCGAUCGGUACGCGCAAAGACGACCCGGGCAAACGACGAGUUCGACGGCAUGGCCGACGAUGCUCUCGACAGCGAGGGCAUGUUCGACUACAACCGCUGGUCGGCACGCACACCGCCACGAUACGAGCCGUACUACGGCCGGCAUAUAAUCUGGCACAACGGCUCCGUAUUCUUCUUCCGCAGAUCGCAGAAGCAGACCGUCGGACAGAGCCUGCAAGUCCGCUGGGGCAAUUCAAGUGAAGACGAUAUUGUGCAACUCGAUUGUCUCGGGCGCUCAGUGGAGCCCAUUCGACAACUACUGCGGACUGUCAAGAUAUGGUCAUUACAACGACAACGAAACAAGACCACCAUUCGCCACCCGACCGCCAAAGACCGCGCACGCUUCAGCGGCAGCUGGAGCAAGACGUUUGCUCGACCCUCGCGUCCGAUGGAUACCGUCAUUCUGGACGCGGAGCAGAAGAAUAUGAUCAUCAACGAUAUGAACGAGUACCUGCAUCCCCUGAGUCCGAAGUGGUACGCCACGCGCGGCAUUCCCUACCGACGAGGCUACCUCUUCCACGGCCCGCCUGGAACCGGAAAGACGAGUUUGAGCUUUGCAUUGGCGGGAAUCUUUGGGCUGGAGAUCUAUGUCAUCAGCUUGCAGGAGCCCACUUUGUCUGAAGGUGAUCUGAUGCAGCUGUUCAAUGGACUACCGAAACGGUGUAUCGUUCUUCUCGAAGACGUCGACGCUGCUGGGCUGAUUCGAGAUGGCAGGAGUGAUGCCGAACCAAGCGAUGCGAAGGCAAAGUCGAAACGAGGCGGCAAGACUGCACCAGAAGCAGAGCAGCCUGCAAAGGACGCUUCCGCGACUGAGACCAAGGAAACGAAGCCUGCCGAAACCGAUUACACGCUCAAAGAUCUCGCUCGCGAGCUCAAGUCGAUUAGCAGCUCGAAAGGAUCCGAGAGGACGAGAGAUGCUCCCAAUCGACAGCCAGGCACGGGAAUCUCGCUCUCCGGAUUACUCAACGCCAUUGACGGUGUAGCCUCACAUGAAGGUCGUGUGCUGAUCAUGACCACGAACCACCCGGAAAAGCUGGACGCCGCUCUCGUGAGGCCCGGGAGAGUGGAUAGACGAGUCAAAUUCGCGCUGGCGAAGAAGCCGCAAAUCGAAGAGCUCUUUUACCGGAUGUACGUGUCUAGCGAGACACCUUCCGCCACCAAUGGACACGUUUCCGAGAAGCAGGUAAACGGGCACGCCAAUGGCAAUGUUACUUCCAAACCGUCUAAGACGGUGGCUGUCGAUGAUGAUCUCGACGACCUGGCUAGGAAGUUUGCUUCACACAUUCCGGACGAUACUUUUACGCCGGCGGAGAUUCAGAAUCACUUGAUGCGGUACAAGGAUGAGCCGAGGGUGGCAUUGGAGAAGGUUGACGAGUGGAUGAAAGAGGCUAUGAGUGAGAAGCAGGAUAUCGAGGAUGCGGAGAAUGGGAGCAGUACAGAAGACUAAUCGCGCGCACGACCGACGGACGAUGUUACGAUCCUUGAUGAAGCCGUAGUCAGAAAGAAACAGAUAUCAUGCUUUUCGUCGAGCGGGAGGUCUUUC
Neohortaea acidophila is the source of this 2020-nucleotide messenger RNA. Its product is annotated as BCS1 N terminal-domain-containing protein. Gene Ontology annotation, molecular function: ATP binding; ATP hydrolysis activity. Gene Ontology annotation, biological process: mitochondrial respiratory chain complex III assembly; protein insertion into mitochondrial inner membrane from matrix. Bases 98 to 1924 code for a protein of 608 amino acids. Gene Ontology annotation, cellular component: mitochondrial inner membrane. The transcript has a single exon. Lineage: Eukaryota; Fungi; Ascomycota; Dothideomycetes; Mycosphaerellales; Teratosphaeriaceae. The record is from RefSeq and is a predicted model, not a curated record.